UUUACACGUGUAUAUAUUAAUGGGUUUAGGCCGGCCGACUCUGUAAUUAGGUUGGAGCUGAUCAUGAACCCUAAUUAAUAGAUUCCCGAUGGGUAGUGGUGCUAGUGCUAAUCACCAGUCAGACUCGAUGGAAGCAGCAGAUUCUUCGAUUCCCAGAGACAAAGACUUUGGCAAAUUCCAAUUCGGAUGCGAGCACUACAAGAGACGAUGUAAAAUCAAAGCUCCUUGCUGCAAUCUCAUCUUCCCAUGCCGCCACUGCCACAACGACGCUGCGAAUUCUUUAUCUGACCCUAAAGAACGACAUGAUUUGGUCCGCCAAAACGUCAAACAGGUUGUUUGUUCAAUAUGUCAAACUGAGCAAGAGGUUGCCCAAGUCUGCUCGAAUUGUGGCGUCAAUAUGGGGGCAUACUUUUGCGAUAUCUGCAAGUUCUUUGACGACGAUACCUCGAAAGAACAGUUUCAUUGUGAUGACUGUGGAAUUUGUAGAGUUGGUGGGCGUGACAAAUUCUUUCAUUGCCAGAACUGUGGAGCUUGCUAUGCAAUGGGCUUGCGCGAUAAACACUCGUGCAUUGAGAACUCCACAAAAAAUUCUUGUCCUGUUUGUUAUGAGUAUCUAUUUGAUUCGGUAAAAGCCGCACAUGUGAUGAAAUGUGGUCAUACUAUGCAUAUUGAUUGCUUCGAACAAAUGAUCAAUGAAAACCAAUACCGAUGCCCCAUUUGUUCCAAGUCAAUGUUGGAUAUGUCUCAUUCGUGGCAAUUAUUAGAUCUUGAGAUAAGCGCAACAGAGAUGCCUGUUGAGUAUAACUUUAAGGUUUCAAUUCUCUGCAAUGACUGCAACAAGGGGAGUAAAGCUAUGUUCCACAUUUUGGGACACAAGUGCGGUGAUUGUGGUUCAUACAACACUCGGAGAAUCUCAACGCCACAAGAUCCAGUGAGUGAAACAGAGUGAUCAUUUUCUGAAGCGAACUCUUCUUGAUUGGAUUUGUCCGUCAUUGGUCCAACAUAGAGCGAUAGGGCUCGGUGUUCUGCUUGUCGCAUAAAGUGAUCCGGCAAAACCAUUGGGUUUGGUCGGUUCAUAUUGAAUCACAACUUUAAAGUGUGAAAAGAAAUUGAAUACGGUAUUUAUACAAACAAGACCAAAUGACCUCAAACAUAAGAACAAAACAAUUUACAUUUUUAACAUAAUUUUAUAAUCUUCCUUUCA
Molecule: messenger RNA, 1204 nt
Organism: Arabidopsis lyrata subsp. lyrata
Lineage: Eukaryota; Viridiplantae; Streptophyta; Magnoliopsida; Brassicales; Brassicaceae
Product: E3 ubiquitin-protein ligase MIEL1
Exons: 12
Coding region: 89-949 (286 amino acids)
Biological process (GO): ubiquitin-dependent protein catabolic process; protein ubiquitination
Cellular component (GO): nucleus
Molecular function (GO): ubiquitin protein ligase activity; zinc ion binding
Source: RefSeq, a predicted model, not a curated record